Messenger RNA from Saccostrea cuccullata (small rock oyster), 4598 nucleotides. RefSeq lists its product as uncharacterized. Lineage: Eukaryota; Metazoa; Mollusca; Bivalvia; Ostreida; Ostreidae. The record is from RefSeq and is a predicted model, not a curated record. The transcript is spliced from 17 exons.
UGAAUAUUCAAUAACAUUACUUCUAAAAUAGUAUUCGUUUACCCUCUCCUGUCUCAAAAUUAAAUGAAAGUAACUGACACAUUCACUAAAUAUCAAUCAAAUUACUUCGUAAAUAAAAAUAAAGAUUUUUUUGUCACAGAUUCUGAUGCCCUAAAGAGAUACGAAGCUGUAAAGACUCAAAUAGGAUUUGUAUGGUGGAGUUUAAGAAGAAAACAAGAUAAAAUUUAUGUGAUACUCGAUGGUGUUGACCUGGAUUUAAAAAUCAAAGAAUUUAAGAUUGACAACAUGCUGGGACACAUUGUGAAUCUGAGAGAAGAAGACUAUCUGUGUGUUGAAGUAGUCGGGAGUUACAACAAUAACAAGGUUACACUGGCUGUCAGUGAUUUCUGUGACAGUGCAACCGACUUAAGUAAGGAGAUUGGAAAACCAAAAUCCACUUCUGACUUCUGUAGAUAUGUAAACAAAAAGCUUGAAGAUUGGAAAAAGGUCACUGAGGAGUGCAGUGAAAAAAGCAUCAAUGAAGAAGAAAACAAAGUCAAUGAAGAAGGCCUGGAUGACACAUUUGAAAGAGGAAGCCAAAAUGAGGUAGGUUUUCUAACUGGAGGAAUUGGUAUCUUACAAGUAAGGACUUUAAAGGGCUUUGUUAAACUAUUAUACAGUUAUGGAAUGCGUUCAGAGGGAAAAAGGAAAUUUAUGGUUCCUCGAGGGAGAAAACAAUUUCCUGAAGCGGUGAAGGGAACCAUAAGUCAUGUAUUUCUUUGCUUUUCCUCAGAUUGGAGAAAUAGGCAGCUUUAUGGUAUUAAUUUUACAUUUGAGGAUAAUGAAGCAAAUCCAUGUACAACCAGUGAAUCAUUAAAUGAAACUAUGGAGGAAAGUGAGGUUUCGCAAAACCUGUAUGCAGCAGAGGCCAAAGACAACUUUGUGGGGGAGUUCAGCGUGCCACUGAGGUACAUCAAGUCAGCAGGAGAAGAUAGGGCUAUAAGAGCGUUGAACCCCACACAUCUGGCCGACUUGUUUACGAGUUUCAACGCAAAAUUAGGACAUGGACUUCAACUCAGCUUUCCUCCAGCAACGGCUGUAAUUUUUGAAGAGGAAUAUCAAGCCAAUAUGGAGGUGGAGCUCAUUGAUGGUAAUCACACCCAUCAUGUGAUGAAACAGUUGAAUGAGCUUCACCCAGAGAGAGAAGACCUAAAAGCCAGAAACAACUUUUAUAUGUUUAUCUUUUAGAAGUCAUCAUAUACAAAAAAACUAUCGACUGGUGCCAUGUCCUACCUUGGGUUAGCAAGGAAUGAGGAAACAACAAAUAGUCUAAAGACAUCACAAAUAGAGGAACUGAAAAUCAUGAGGAACAUAUUAUUUCAUAAAUAUGGUGGAAAGUUUUCGAUAAAAUAUCAAGAUGAUAUUUAUCAGCUGUAUAAUGCCGUGUGUAUUGGUGAUCGAAAGGAAGAAGAAAAGCGAAAAAAGCGGCUACAACACCUAAUACGCCUCUCCACCAUGGACACCAGUUGCUGGAGCCUGGUGGAAGAAAUUGCCCGUCUGUAUCCAGCAGUCACCAUCUUUUCUUUCCGGGAAGUCAGCUGGUUAAGUGUUGACCAGACUCUGGAGAUCCUUCAUAAAGUCAUCGACGAAGGUAUCAGCAUUGCCAAAAUGAAAAAGUUGUUCAAAGAAUGCCCUUCUCCUCCAGAGUCGGCAACACUUGCCUUACAAAGAUUGCGAGUACAGGCUCCCAAAGAAAGGAAAGACAGAAAGAGAAAAAGUGAUACAUCAAGUAAUGCAUCGAAUGCAUCAAUUCCCAAGAAGGUUGAACUGAAUGGGUGUGAAAUGACUGAUCUAAAGGAGGAAUGUAGAAAUUUACAACAUGAUAUUGAAGAGAAAAGGAAACUGCGGAGUACCAUAGAGGGUGAUUUAUCUAAUUUGCAUGAUGUGAUUCUAAGUACCACAAGAGAGAAAAAAGAGUUAGAGAGAGAAUUGUCAUCAUUAAAGGAUGAUAUACAGAACAGCAAAGAAGAAAAAAGAGCUCUAGAAGUAGAAGUGGAAUUACUAAAAAGUCAAAGAUCCAGUCUAAGUCUAAGAAUACACGACCUAAAAGAAGACUCAUUGCUGUUAAAAGCAUCAUCUUGCAAGGAGUAUGAAAAUGAAUCAGCUACACGGAUUGACACAAGCAUGCCAUUUGCAACCCCCGCAACUCAGAGUGUAGGAUUCAAACCUCUGCCUGCGCAUCCUGCAUUUGGUAUCGCAGAAGAGAAAUGUGUCACCGCAGAGGUUGUAGAGUACAACAAUAAGAGGGUGUACUUGGGCGUUUUAGAACUUGACAAUUUCACAUAUUGCAAGACUUUCAUUGGAAAACUUGACGAACAGUUUUGCUUGUCAAACCUUAAUGCCAAUUCAUUAACACUGAACAAAAAAGAUGUACAAAAAUUUGGCAAAAAAGAAAAACGAUUUCUUAUUUUGUCCUGUACUUGUCCUAUUAAAGACUUACAAUUGGUUAUUGACAAUGAAAAAUGUAAAUACAUCAAUGAAGAAGUUUUGCGUUAUUACCAAAAGAAAAAGAACAUUUAAAAUGAGAAUUGUUCAAUUGUGAAAAAUAUGUGGAAAGUUUUAUAAGUUGUUAAAUCAUCGUUCAUAAAAGGAGUUUUAUUUGUGAAAAGUACAGUUGUCAAGCAAUUUUGAAAAAUCUGUGAAUUGAAAUCUGGACAUAUAUUUUCCUUUUCAAACAAUUGUUCAGAUGUUAAGUUUGAUCUUAUUAAAUGUCAAUCUGUAAAAAUACAUAUUAAGGUAUUUUGGUCAUGUACAUCUGUUUGUUUGUUAGUUUUUUUGUGUCCGGCUAAUAGAUAAUGACCUUUUGGCUCCAGCUGUAAGGGGUGAGGGUGUAACGGAUUCCAAAAAUAAAUUAAUGCUUUGAAAUCUGCUCUUUGAGAUCGAUAAACCUUUUAUGAUGAAGUAAAAUUUAUGUUAAAAUUUCAAAAAAUUUUAGAAUUUUGUGGCACCAGGGUCAGUGCUUCCUGUUAGUUGGGGUGCACAACUAGUUAUUAUAAAGUGGAAAUGCAUUUUCUCUUUGUUAGUUGUUACUCUAAUCUUCCUCUGGGAAUUAAGUAAGCAUGCUAAGUGUUUACAUGUACAUGUGUAGUAAUGAUUACCAAUGAUGCCUCUUUCAAAAUUGUGAAUUUUAUAGACUUUGGUUUGAAACAAAGCAAAUUCAAUUUUUGUUAAGUCGUAAGAUGAUACUUCAGGUGACCUUUAAAGCCCAUGGGCCUCUUGUUGAUUAAAGAAUCUUCUCUGAGUUGACAAACCUUGGUUUUGAUCUAACAACAAAUUGUGAAAAUAUUUUCUUAAAACUUGAAGUGCUGUUUUUAAUCAAUUUUGUUGAUUGGCAAUAAUUAUUCUGAUCUUCUAACAACUUUUUAUGCAUUUCAAGAACUGAAUUGUAGCAUUCUUAAAAAGCAGUUGUUAAAAUAUUUUGUGAAAUACUUCUAGUAUUCUUGAAAAACAUUUGUAAAUAUUUUAUAAAUUCUUCUAGUAUUAUUAAAAAGAAGUUGUAAAGAUUUUUUUUUUUGAAAUACUUCUAUAGUAUUCUUAACAAGCACUUGUAAAUAUUUGGAGAAAUACAUCUAGUAUUCGUAACAAGCAGUUGUAAAUAUAUUGUAAAUACUUCUAGUAUUCUCAACAAGCAGUUGUAAAUAUAUUGUGAAAUACUUCUAGUAUUCUUAACAUUAAGCACUUGUAAAUAGUUUGUUAAAUACUUUGGGAAUUCUUAACAAGCACUUGUUAAAAACAUUUUGUGAAAUACUUCUGGUAUUCUUAACAAGCACUUGUUAAAAAUAGUUUGUUAAAUACUUCGGGAAUUCUUAACAAGCACUUGUUAAAAACAUUUUGUGAAAUGCUUCUGGUAUUCUUAACAAGUACUUGUUAAAAUAUUUAGUGAAAUGCUUCUGGUAUUCUUAACAAGUACUUGUUAAAAUAUUUUGUGAAAUACUUCUGGUAUUCUUAACAAGCAGUUGUUAAAAAAAAUUGUGAAAUACUUCUGGAAUUCUUAACAAGCACUUGUUAAAAUAUUUUGUGAAAUACUUUGGGUAUUCUUAACAAGCACUUGUUAAAAUAUUUUGUGAAAUACUUUGGGUAUUCUUAACAAGCACUUGUUAAAAUAUUUUGUGAAAUGCUUCUGGUAUUGUUACCAAGCACUUGUUAAAAUAUUUUGUGAAAUAUUUAUGGUAUUCUUAACAAGCAGUUGCUCAAAAUAUUUUGUGAAAUAUAAAUGGUAAUCUUAACAAGCACUUGUUAAAAAUAUUUUGUGAAAUACUUUUGGAAUUCUUAACAAGCAGUUGUUAAAAUUAUUUUGUGAAAUACUUCUAAAAUUCUUAACAAGCAGUUGUUAAAAUAUCUUGUAAUGGUUUUGGCAUUCUUAACAGGCAGUUGUUAAAAAUAUUUUGUGAAAUACUUCUAGUAUUCUUAGUGACCAGUUGUUAAUUUUCUUUCUGUGAAAGACUUCUGGUAUUCUUAACAAGCAGUUGUUAAUAAUAUUAUCUGAAAUAAAAGGUGAAAAAUAUGCAUAGAUUUCAGUAUUUUUUGUACUUAACAACUGUACAGAAGUUUUGAUUAUA